AUGGAAAUGCCGCUGAAGAUUUGGGUUGUGAUAAUAAGUUUUAUAAGUAUAGUUCCAUUGUUUUUAAUGGCACAAAAUCUUCCAAAAGACUAUGUUAAAGCUCACAAUGAUGCACGUGCAGAAGUUGGGGUUAAGCCACUGAAGUGGGACUUGCAGCUUACAUUGCAUGCUCGCAAAUUCGUGAAGAAACACAUUUCGGACUGCAAGAAAGGAUUUCAUGAUGCGACUUUUGUUGGUAAUAAAUAUGGCCAAAAUUCAGCAUAUCAUCCAGGAUCUGUGUCAGGUGUAGAAGCUGUGGCUGAGUGGCUAAAACACAAAACAAAUUAUGACUAUAAAUCUAACUCUUGCAUUGAUGGUACCCUUAAUUGUAUUGUUUACGGUCACAUUAUAUGGCCUGCAACUACUUAUUUAGGUUGUGCUAGAAUCAAAUGUCACAAUUAUGGAGGCACCCUUAUUACUUGUUUUUAUGACAGUACAAUCCGUUUUUCACAUUAG
Messenger RNA from Arachis ipaensis, 495 nucleotides. NCBI's taxonomy places the organism in Eukaryota, Viridiplantae, Streptophyta, Magnoliopsida, Fabales, Fabaceae. The record is from RefSeq and is a predicted model, not a curated record.